Messenger RNA from Juglans microcarpa x Juglans regia, 890 nucleotides. Its product is annotated as peroxisomal membrane protein PMP22-like. The transcript is spliced from 7 exons. Bases 184 to 741 code for a protein of 185 amino acids. The record is from RefSeq and is a predicted model, not a curated record. Gene Ontology annotation, cellular component: cytoplasm; membrane. Lineage: Eukaryota; Viridiplantae; Streptophyta; Magnoliopsida; Fagales; Juglandaceae.
UAUGACUUCACCCAACCCCAGUCGGUCUUUCAAAUUUUCAACAACAAAUCCCAUUUCCAUUUCUAUGCUCAAUCAAUGCUCGCAUUCUCUUGCUCGAUCUCUGUUUCAAUCUAUUAACCCGUAUAUCCUGUGAGACACAGAGUGACAGAGUGAAGGGUUGGGUUGAGACGUUGAUCACGCACCAUGUCUGACAUUGUCAACGAGGCUUGGAGGAAAUAUCUCCUGCAGCUUCAGCUUCACCCUCUUAGAACCAAGGCAAUUACAGCUGGAUUUUUAGCUGGGUGUAGUGAUACAGUCGCCCAAAAGAUUUCUGGGAUCAAGAAGCUUCAACUGAAAAGAUUACUUCUUGUCAUGCUCUAUGGGUUUGCAUAUGCUGGGCCUUUCGGGCAUUUCCUCCACAAGUUGAUGGAUAUAAUUUUCAAAGGGAAGAAGGGCAACAAAACUGUUGUGAAGAAGGUGUUAUUGGAACAGUUAACUUCCUCUCCGUGGAACAACCUUUUCUUUAUGAUCUAUUAUGGUUUGGUAGUAGAAGGAAGACGGUGGGGUUUAGUCAAGAAUAAAGUUAGAAAGGACUACCCCUCUGUUCAGUUAACAGCCUGGAAGUUUUGGCCUAUAGUUGGUUGGGUGAAUUACCAGUACAUGCCGUUUCAAUUCCGUGUUAUAUUCCACAGCUUUGUUGCCUCAUGCUGGGCGAUCUUUCUGAAUCUGAAAGCCAGAUCUGUUGCAAUUAAGAAGGCAUAGAAUGAAGAAAUUUUCUUAUGUUUGGUUUGUAGAUUUCGCCUGUCGUGUGGUAUUAUUGAAGUUCCCACUUGUUGUGCUUGAUUGGUAUUUAGGCUUGGGUGGUUGGGUAUUAUAGCAAAGAAAUAACCAGCGCAUCGUUGGGUUGUUUA